Molecule: messenger RNA, 1377 nt
Organism: Nerophis lumbriciformis (worm pipefish)
Lineage: Eukaryota; Metazoa; Chordata; Actinopteri; Syngnathiformes; Syngnathidae
Gene: kcnj13
Product: potassium inwardly rectifying channel subfamily J member 13
Biological process (GO): potassium ion import across plasma membrane; regulation of monoatomic ion transmembrane transport
Cellular component (GO): plasma membrane
Molecular function (GO): inward rectifier potassium channel activity
Source: RefSeq, a predicted model, not a curated record
UGGCAGUUGCAAAUCGGCGGGGCUGAGAGUGUUGCGCUCCCUCACCAAGAAAACCAUCCAGUGGUGACACCUCAGUGGUUGUCUCAGGAUUUUAUGCCUUGUCCGCCCAAAGGAACUACCUUUUGCACCAUUUCUAUUAGCCUCGUCCACUUGGCAGACCAUCAUAUAGGUGAAAAGGUCGGAGGGCCAUUCUCUCAGUCGGUGUGCAGCUCGAGGCUCUUUAAAGAUGACAACCAAAUCCAACAGCAGUGUUCUGGGUGGCAAGGCGUCGUCCUCCCCUCUUCUGUCCUCACCAAACCGCCAACGUUUGGUCACUAAAGAUGGACAUUGUACCCUCCGCCUUCCUCUGUGUCCCUCGGGCUCAUGGCUUGGAACAUCAAGCCGGGCCUGGCUGCUUGCCCUGCAUGACAUGUGGGGACAGUUAGUGGGUCUGCGCUGGAGAUGGGUUCUGUUGGCCUUCUGUGCAUCAUUUGUGGCUCACUGGCUCCUGUUUGCUUGCUUGUGGUACUUGCUAGCCCAUAUCAAUGGAGACCUGGAUGUGCUGGAUCAUGACUCCCCUCCACAGGGGCACGUGGUUUGUGUGAAGCACAUUACCAGCUUCACCGCUGCCUUUUCCUUUUCCCUUGAGACCCAGCUCACCAUCGGCUAUGGCACCAUGUUCCCAAGUGGUGACUGUCCAAGUGCCAUAGCUCUGCUGGCUGUGCAGAUGCUGCUGGGGCUCAUGCUGGAGGCUUUCAUCACAGGUGCAUUUGUGGCCAAGAUUUCCUGUCCUCAAAAGCGAGCCGGAGCCAUACAGUUCAGCACCCAAGCCGUGGUGGGCCAACACCAGGGUCAAACUUGCCUCAUGCUCCGAGCCACAAACCUUCUGAGGCGCCCCCUGGUGGAUGUGAAGGUGAGUGCUGUGCUCUAUGAGGAGCAUGAAGGCCAAGCCCUGCAUCAGACCUCUGUGGACUUCUUCAUGGACCAUCUUGGCCAACAGCCUUGUCCCUUCUUUAUCUUCCCACUCACAUUUUUCCAUCCCCUGGACCGCCGAAGCCCUCUCUACCCCGCCAUGCAUGAGGACACGUCCAGUCAGUUUGAGCUGGUGGUGUUCCUGUCGGCCUCGCAGGAGGGAACAGGCGACACCUGUCAGAAGAGGACCUCUUACCUUCGCCAGGAAAUCCAGUUUGACCGUCGCUUUGUGCCUGCAUUAGGUCUCGAUGCCCACGGGAGGUACGUGAUGAGCAACCAUCACUUUGACACAACACACUCGAAGGAACCUUUGGACAAGGACUGUGUUGUGCAGAUCAACGGUGACGGCAGUGACAGGAUGGAGUGAAAAUAUUGGUUCUAUUGGGACAACAAGAGAUAUUUGGUCAAUCAUUUUUGCAUUGUGAA